Messenger RNA from Gryllus bimaculatus (two-spotted cricket), 1218 nucleotides. Lineage: Eukaryota; Metazoa; Arthropoda; Insecta; Orthoptera; Gryllidae. The record is from the annotation of a GenBank genome assembly.
AUGAUUAAGUGUUUGGAAGACCUACGGUCGGGAAUUGUUGAACCAUCUGCACUGGUGAGUGCUGAAAGAACAAAAAGAGCAUAUAAUCUUCAAUUAAGCAAGUACAGAGACAUUGAAAGUGUACAUUCGUCGGGUGUCAACUCCUUAGACUUAGAUGUUGUUGAAAAGCAUUAUCUUCUCUCUGGGUGUGCUGAUGGAACUGUUUAUAUUCAUGAUCUGUAUAAUUUUACGGGUCUCCCUCAGUACACAUCAAAAUUGAUUUGUAGUGUUGACAAGACUAGUAGAAGUGCUCACCAGUACAGUGUAGAAUGUGUGCAAUGGUAUCCAUUUGAUAAUGGACUAUUUGUGUCUAGUGGUAUGGACAAAAAAUUAAAAAUUUGGGAUGCAAACUGUCUGAAACCUGCAGAACAGAUUUGUCUGGAAGGUCGAAUAUUUCAGCAUCAUAUGUCUCCAAUUGGUUCCAAACAAUGUUUAGUGGCAGUUGCAAGUUCAGCUAGUGAAGUCAUUUUAGUUGACUUGAAGUCAGGUUGUUAUUCACAUGAAUUGCGUGGACAUUCAGGUUCGGUUUUGACUUGUCGUUGGUCACCAAGAGAAGAAAAUAUUGUGGCCACUGGUAGCUGUGACAAUAAAGUCAUUUUGUGGGAUGUGCGUUCAUCAAAGUGUUUUUUAAAAUCAUUUUGCUUGUAUAGCACAGAUAAUCAAUCUGGAAGUCAGUUGACAAGUACAGCUCAUGAUGGUUAUGUGAAUGGGUUGUGCUUUACUGCAGAUGGCUUGUUUCUACUUUCAUAUGGCACAGAUAAUAGAUUGCAAUUAUGGGAUGCCUACACAGGUGAAAAUCAAAUGGUGAAUUAUGGUGAUAUUCCUAAUAGAACAAAAAAAUGUGUUCAAUUUGCAGUUAGUGUAAAUACUAAUCCAAUCUUGGCAUAUGUUCCUUCAGAAGGUAACAUAUUUGUCUUCGAAUUACACACAGGACUCAAAGUAAAGACUUUACUUGGACAUUAUAGUUCAGUCAAUGGAUGUAUAUAUCACCCAUUCUUACAGGAAGUGUAUAGUGCCGGAAAUGAUAGAAAUAUCCUUUUAUGGAGUGCUGAUACACAGGGACUAAUAUAUGAUGAACACACGAAAUCUCAAGUGCCUGUGAAGUCAGAUUCCUUGAGAUCUGUUUAUUACAAGAAAAAUGUAACCCUUGAUACAUGGAGUAGUGAUGAAGAUAGUUAG